GGGGGCUGCCAGAACUCCAAGAAGGUUGACGUUCUCGUCCUGCAAGCCUCUGGCGAGGCCAUUUUCAACGAUCCGUUGCCGCAGAAGACGACCAUUUGGGAACUGCAGAAGUACAUCUCGGCCAAGGAGUCGAGCUGCCCCAACAAAUUGGCGCUGCUCCAUGGGAGCCAGGUCCUAGGUCCGGGCGUGAAGUUAGAGGAGCUUCAGCUGGACGUUUUGGAGUUGUCUGUGGUGAGAAAGCCGCAACGAGAGGUGAUCAUCUAUACACCCAAGCAGGAGUCCAACGAACUCAAACUGCAGAAGUGCAUCAUCCUGGGCGAAGCAAACUCAGGCAAGACCCAAUUCCUGAGAGCCCUGGCGGGUGACACCUUCAGUGAGGAGCAAUCCUGCAGUUGCGGCCUUGACUUUAGAGUGCUGCACGUGGCCAGCAGGGAAGAGGUUGAUAAGGUCGAUCGAAAGGUGAAAAUAAAAUUUUGGAGCGCGCGGGGCAUGGACCGCCUCCCCGAGUGCUUCAAGAACACCUUCUUCGAUGAUGCCGAAGGCUAUUUUGCAGUGUUCAAUCUGGCCAAGAUGGAAACCUUCACUCGGAUCCGUGAGUUGGUCAGCCGCUUUCGCCGCGCAGUGCCCUGCCCACAUGCGCGGCGCUGUGCCAUGCUGAUUGGUACCCAUGCGGAUGUGAAGCGCGACCGUCGGCAAGUGUCGGAGGAAGAGGCGAUUCGCUUGGCCUCGGAGCUGGAUUGCGUGUAUCAGGAGGUGUCCAGCAAGACUCGGCACGGCAUUGAUGAGGCGUUGCAGACCUGGUUCGAUCUCUACUUCGAUACGUACCAGGAUGUGGGCAUUACCGUCGUCAUGCCAUCUGAGCGUGGGACACCAGCUUUGGAUUGA
Messenger RNA from Cladocopium goreaui, 885 nucleotides. NCBI's taxonomy places the organism in Eukaryota, Dinophyceae, Suessiales, Symbiodiniaceae. The record is from the annotation of a GenBank genome assembly.